This is a messenger RNA of Symbiodinium pilosum, 2982 nucleotides long. Lineage: Eukaryota; Dinophyceae; Suessiales; Symbiodiniaceae. The record is from the annotation of a GenBank genome assembly.
AUGCUCCGCCUCUUUGCCACGUCAGCCGCUGUUUGCGGUGCUGCGUCGGCAGAGGCGGGCUCAAAUCCCAAGGAUGUGAAGACGCUCCAGGAAGUCGAGCAGGCGACUGUGGAUGGCACAUAUCCCCGCACCUUCCCGCAUGGCGUGCUCAAUGCAGAGUGGAGCAACAAUCGCAAGUUCCUCCGGAAGCUGCGCAAGGCCAUUCGUACUGGAAAGCCUUUCGUGAUCAAGGACUUCCUGUUUGCCCCUGUCGCAGAGGCACUGCUUCAGCAGCUGCAGCAGCUUAGCGAUCGACAAGAUGACGAUGACGAAACGGGCUAUCCUUUCCAAAGACUGACGGAAGGCCCUUUUCGCUCCCAGCCGAAGGGUUGGGCACCUUUGAGGCCGAAUCCUUGCACGCAGGUGGUCUCUGACUUCCUUGAGACGCGUCAGCAUCGCUUCGCCUUCACCGGGCACAUCCUAAUCGGCCGGAAGGGGGACAAGCACAACGCUUGGCAUUCUGCCUUCCGACAAGCCAUGGAGCACCCAGCAGUUGUUCAGUUCUGGCAGGGCUUGGCUGGCAUGCCCAAAUGGGUGACGCGAUACGAUCCCUCCUGGUCCUGGCUUCGGCCGGGUGACUUCUACGGACUACACGCCGACGAUGCGCAGGCAAGGUACCUUGCCGUGACCAUCCAUUUGGCCAGCGGCUGGUCCUCAGAACAUGGAGGCGAGCUUGUCUGGUGUGGUCCAGAAGGAGAUGGUGAUGUGACCAUUGAGGCCCAUGACCGGCCUCAUUUCCACAAGAGCUUCAAUGUCUCAAAGGGAGGCAGCGCGCUGCUGCCAAGCUUCAACGUGGCGGUGGUUUUCCCGGUGUUUCAGCGCCUCGAGCUUGAAACUAAUGUGAGCUUUGGCUUCCGCAACUUCCCAUGGUGCUUGCAUCUCAAGUUGGCAGCAGUGAUGAACAGGAACAGCUACCAUGCUGUGGCGCCAGUCCAUGCUGGCGAUGGCAAAGGCGCGUCUCCAUUCUCCGAACUUGGCCCAGAACGAGGCCAAGUGGGCGGCGGAGAGCCCCGGCCACGAUUAGCGUGUUUGGCAGUGAUAUCGCAUGAUAGAAGUGACAUCCUCUUUCUGCCUGUUUCUCAGUACACUUCAAACAGGAAGGCAUCGAAGCCGAAAGCUGAAGGGAGCAGUCCAGCUCCGGCAUCCGAGCAGGCCCCGACCUGUGAAUGGGUGGAGGAAAAGACAGACGAGGGUCACACCAAAUACCGCAACGAGCGAACUGGCGAGGUGGUUGACGAACUCCCCGAGGGCAUCAAGGCGGCUGAUGUCCAGAAGGCAAAGAAGGAUGAUGCCAAGGCGCCUUCACCCACCAUGCCGCUUGGGGCGCGGCCACCUUGGCAGCAGGCAAAAGCAGCAGCGAAGGCGCCGCCCAAGCCCAAGGAGGGCCAAAUCUGGCGCGAGCCAGGCCUAUCCUGGACAGCAAAAGCACCGCCUCCCAUGCCCAAAAUGCCGGCCUUCCUGGCAAAGGAUGGUCAGGAGGGAGACGCGCCAGGACAUGCGGCAUCCCUGGGCCCUGCAGCAGCAAAGAUCCCUGCUGUCCCUGUACCCGAGCCGGCCACAGUGCCCGCAGCAGAACCAGCUGCAGAUCCUUCUGCAGCUGCAGAGGCUCCAGCCGCUGCCACGUCUUACUGGACAGAGGUUCGGACAGACGAAGGCGACAUUUAUUAUCACAAUGAAGAAACAGAUGAGACGGCAUGGGAGCUUCCUCCCGGGGGUGCGGUCCGGAAGCCUGGGGAGGAGGCCCCUGCAGAGCCGAUGCCAGCCACGUCACAACCGACUCCGGCACAACCUGCUGCGGCACAACCUGCUGCGGCACAGCCUGCUGCGGCACAGCCUGCAGCUGCGCAGACGCAGCCAGCAGUGCAGCAAACGCAUGUUGGCACCGAUGCUCUGCCUGUUCCGGAGGCCCUGAAAUGUCCUUUGUGCCACGACUACCUGGACCAGGCAGUCCUGGUCGUAUGUUGCGGCGCCAACUUCUGCUUGCGCUGCGCAAAUGCUGCGAUGCCAGAGGGCGGAAGCAGACGGUGUCCAAAGUGCCAGAUGGAGGUGCAGCAGCUCAUUCCUAACGAAGACGUGCGAAAGCGAGUUGAUCAGGCCUUCCCUGCCACCUACUGGUACCCAGUCACGGCCGACGAUGGUCAGACAUAUUUCUGCAACUGGGAGACAGGUGAGGCAGUUUGGGAUGUGCCUCGAGGUGGCAAGGUGGCCUCCACAGAGGCCGAAAUGCAACAGCUGCACGAGCCGCAGCAACAGCCACAGCCACAACAGCAUCAGCAGAUGCCGCAGGCAGCGGGCGCGUGGAUGGCAUGUCAAACGGCAGAAGGCCAUGUCUACUACUACAACCAGAGCACCGGCGAGUCGUCCUGGGACCCUCCACCUGAGAUGGCAACCCAGGCGGCCCAGGGCGGUGCCUGGGAUGGUCUCUAUGCAGCACAUGCUGCAGAGGAGGCAGCCCGUCUACAGCGGCAACAGUACGAGGACGCGCUGCGGCAGAUGCAAGCGGCGGAGGAAGCUGCCAGGGCGCAGCGCCAGCAGUGGGAUCAGCUCUAUGCCCAGCAUUUCGCCUGGUACCAGCAACAGCAGCAUCAACAACAACAGCAGCAGGCCCAGCAGGCUCCGGGCACGCAGCCUGCGGAGAGUGCAGCAUCUGGCAUGGUUCCGCCAAGCCUCAACGCAAGCAUGGAGGAGCAGAUCGCAUUCGCCAUGAAGUGCAGCUUAGUGCAGGAGAUGGAGGAAAUGAUAACGUCUGGGGCAUCCGUGGCAGACCGGAAGAAGGCCCUCAAGAACUGGCAGAUAAAGUGGCACCCGGACAAGAAUCCAGAACAGGAAGAGGUUGCCAAGACGCUGUUUCAGUUCCUCGCAGACAAGCGAAGCUGGUUCCUGAAAGAUCCAGAUGCCGACGUUGGCGGCUGGGAGGACUUGCCUGUGGAAAGCGUGGACUAG